AUGCUAAAGUUGUGGUUGCGUGAACCGCAUCAUAGCGAUGAUGAGGCUAUUAAGCUUAUGAUUGAUGAGGAGAUGGAUGUCUCCGACGUGCUUUUGAAGGUUCCUGAGCUCCUUCGAGUGCAGCAGCUUAAACCUUCAGAGAUUCAGGCAGAGUACAAUGACAGGGUGCUUUCUAAUCGCAUGGUUGUUUCAAGUGUUUUUGAGGGAAACAAGGAGGGGACAUUUGUUAUCCGCCCAAGGCCUGGUGUAGUUGUUACUCCGAACGGUGUAUGGAAAGAAUCCCCUGUUUCAAGAGUUUGUGGUGGUGGUAGAAGGGGCGCACCUUCCUCGUGUACCACCAACAGUUACCCUCCUCCUUCACCAAGACGAAAUCAAUUUGACAAGAACCAUAUAACAAAUCCUGAGAUGCUGAAAAGGACAGGCUCUCUUGGAGGUGACCGCGGAAGGCCUCCAGUAGCCAGAAGCACAAGUCGGGGAGCGACACCACCCCGAGGUGUUGGAGGGGGCACUCCAAGAUGUAGGAAAAGUAAUAUUGGUGGAUAUCAAAAUGAGGGAAACACACCAAAUCGAACAGCAACUCCCAAGCGAGGUGCCUCAGUUCCCAGGUCCGAUCGACAGCCAACCGUUCGUUCUCGGCAUCUGGAUCCAAAGAACGUGGCAUCUCGUUUUCGCCAAGAGGCAGAGAAAGUCCGAGCGCCUUCAAAGAGAAAUCAAGUAGAGGCUGUGUGUGAAAGUUUUAAGCCUCAAUGGGGAAAGCCUCUUUGUGCCACUUGUAAUCACCCAAGGCAAGCUCACUGGGAAGCCCAGAGAAGGAAGAACUCUGAAGUAGAACCCAAUUCCUCAUCGGAGAUUGACGUCCCUGCGGGCGUCACCGCACAGAUUGGGAGUAUGACUCCAAAUAGAAAGGUAAUGGCUGCGAUAGAAGUUGGCAGUAGCCAAAACCAAAUGGUCGUUGCCAGUGCUGCAUCGAUCUCGGGACAGGAAGAGUGGUAA
Trypanosoma rangeli is the source of this 993-nucleotide messenger RNA. RefSeq lists its product as uncharacterized. Bases 1 to 993 code for a protein of 330 amino acids. Lineage: Eukaryota; Euglenozoa; Kinetoplastea; Trypanosomatida; Trypanosomatidae. The transcript has a single exon. The record is from RefSeq and is a predicted model, not a curated record.